AGGAUGUCCGCACCGUUUUAACUGCAGGCUGAAUUGUGGCCCGACCAAAACUUACGCUACCAACAUGGAAGCGACACUCAGCCUGUCCCGUGCGUUACCGAUUCUCUUCGCUUGCGCUUGCUUGCCCGUGAGCCAUCAUCGCUCGAUAGCUGUCGUCUGCCAUGCCCCAUGUGUCUCGCGAUGCUUCCUCUCACUUUUCGCCCUGCCAGUGAAGAUCAUCUUUCUGUGCCGCGCCACAUCAAGUCAGCCACAUGGCUGUGCAAUCCUGUUGUCAACCUUUCGCCUGGUGCUACGGUUUUUGUUUUUGCUUCGGAUCGCUUGUCGCUCACACAUGCACGCUUGCAAAAGCGGAAAGCGUGCCCACAGUGUGUGGCUGGAAACGCAUCCCCGCAAACGCUGCAGCGCUGACUCGAGCCCUUCACGGCAAUCUUCGAUCUCGUCCUCAGCAGCACGAACUGUGGCUCGAUCAUCCUUUCUUCCAAAAACUCGAGCGUUGUCUCCGAUGUCACCAGCUCCGAAGCUUACGUUGCAGCCCAGGCCAGCAAAUCCGACUAGCACGCUUUUGAGAAUUGCCGACUCGACCCUUUCUCACGCCCCCCUUUUGCCCUUUCUGAUACGCAGACUGCCGCUGUCGCAUCUCGCAAGCAGUUGCGGGUAAGGCAGACUGCUGACCUUUCUAUUGCUGCUGUGACGUAGAGCGACCUCCCUGACCGGUGCCCGAGACCACCACACGCGGGUCUACGCAUACAAUCUUCCCCGAGUGCUGUUGUCACUACACUGCAUGCUUUUCAAUCUCACCCUGCAUCAGAGGCGGAUUGCGUCUACGAUGGUAAUUCGCCGAUACAGCCACAGCUGCUUUCGUUCCUUGACAUACGAUGCUGCCGCUCUAUCAUCGAUACCAUGCCCUACUUCUUCUAGAACACACUUUUCUCUGCCGUCUCUCUUCUCCA
This is a messenger RNA of Aureobasidium subglaciale EXF-2481, 950 nucleotides long. RefSeq lists its product as uncharacterized. The coding region runs from base 65 to 658 and encodes 197 amino acids. The transcript has a single exon. The record is from RefSeq and is a predicted model, not a curated record. Lineage: Eukaryota; Fungi; Ascomycota; Dothideomycetes; Dothideales; Saccotheciaceae.